Molecule: messenger RNA, 696 nt
Organism: Symbiodinium sp. CCMP2456
Lineage: Eukaryota; Dinophyceae; Suessiales; Symbiodiniaceae
Source: the annotation of a GenBank genome assembly
AUGCAGUUGUCACGCAACGUCUCGCUACAGGCCCACUACAAGGAAGAAAUUGAGCGGGAGACCUAUUCGAAGGUAGAUCCCAAUGCCGACCUUGACAAGGAUGGCGCUCUAAGCAAGGAAGAGCUGGAGAAGUACAUGUCCACGUGGGAAAUAGAAGAAUUUCCUCAAGAGCUGGAGAGAGUUCGAAAUUUGGAACGGGAGAAAUUCAAGCUUGCCGAUGCCGAUGGCGAUGGAAAGCUGCAGGGUGAGGAGUUGGUGGCCAUGUAUGGCCACGGCAUUGACGAGAAAGUCUUAGAAGCAGAGGCGAAGUCUGUCCUCGCCGUCAAAGAUAUGGACAAGGAUGGGAAGCUUUCGCUGAAGGAAUUCUGGCAUGACUACCUGCGGCCGGAUGACGACCAUGACCACGAUGAAGAUCCUCGUGAUCGCAACGUCACCUUUGCCGCCCUGGAUAGUAACGAGGAUGGCUCUAUCGACCUCCAAGAGCUAAUGGUCUGGGAGAGCGGGCUCUUCUUCCUCGAGGAAGCCAUUGAUGGCAUCCUGCACUUCGCCGACCGCGAUGAAGAUGGAGAAGCCGGCUUUCAGGAGCUCGUGGAUGCAUGGCCCGAGAUUGAAGAAGUAGGCGUUCAGCUGCCGCUGCGCGGCAUCUUUGCCCGCGCACUUGGCGAGCACGAGGGCGCUCACGACUCGGAGCUCUGA